Molecule: messenger RNA, 1124 nt
Organism: Phragmites australis (common reed)
Lineage: Eukaryota; Viridiplantae; Streptophyta; Magnoliopsida; Poales; Poaceae
Exons: 2
Coding region: 369-788 (139 amino acids)
Source: RefSeq, a predicted model, not a curated record
CGCAUGCUCGCUCGCUCGUUCGUUCGUGCAGUGGCAUCAAUCUGUUUGGCAAAUGUUAGCUCUAGAUCGAGAGUCGUACUAAUCCUAGCACUGGAUUAGUACAUGCAUGGUCAAUAGGUUCCUUUUGCCGUUCCGUUCAGUUCAGUGCAUUUAGGUCAGCCGCGAGGAGCCUUCCCGUGGCGUGCGUGCAUGCAAAACGCUCGCCCAGUCACACUUUCUCGAUCUCUCUUAUGCCACCGACCACACCAGCCCGGUGGCCCCUUCUCCCUCCUCUCGUUCAUCCCUUCAACAACACCACCCCGCGAAGCCGCAAGCGCCCCCUCCUUCCUCGUCCCUGUCCUCUCCUCUGAGUGCCCGUACGCGCGUGCAUGGAUCGGCCGCCGGAGCGCAAAGCGAAGCGCGCGAGGGACGAGGUGGAGGACGACGCGCCGGACUUUCCCUUCGAGGAGGCCGCCGCGGAGGCGGGGGCGGACGGCGUCGGCGAGGCGUCGCGGCGGCCGCCGGGGGUGUUCCAGUUCCCGUGGCAGAAGUGCCGCGGCGGGCUCGGCGUGGCGGGCGGCGCGGGCUGGGAGCUGCGGGACGUGUUCUUCCGCUCCCUCGUGGACGGCAGCGCCGCGGCCAUCGGCGUGCCGGGGGACCGCCUGGUCUCGCCGCCGCGCAGCAGGCGCGCGCUCCUCGAGGGCGUCGACGCGUGGCUCGCCGCGGCCGCCGACGGCGAGGUGGACCCCGUCUGGCGGUCGGCGCUCAAGGCCGGCGGCCCCGGGCCCGCCUCGUCAGCCGCCGCGUGACGAUGCAGAACGUGGCCAGCCCGCGGCCCUCGCGCGCGUCGAUGGUGCGCCCCCAUCUGCUCAUCAUCACCCGCGUGACGCUGACGUGGCGCGUGGCAGCGGCACGGGGACCCGGGAUAAUGAUGACUGGGAUGGAGUAGUGAAAAGACCAGAAAGGGUACAAAUCAUGGCCCUUGGGGAUGAUCCUUCUCUUGCAUUGUCUUUUUGUUCCAUGUAGUACUUGUUUCUGCUUCUUCAGUUGAGUUGUUUUUGUUUUGUACAGCUGAAUUUUACUUGCUGCGAUAUACAAUUCUCUGACAAUUAUAUUAUGCAAUGGCGAUAGCAUACGGUUUAGAG